CAACGCCUCCCCCCCUUCUCCUUUUCCCCUGUGCUGAGAAGGCGAAGGGAAGAUGUUUUACGCCCACUUUGUCCUCAGCAAACGUGGGCCGCUGGCCAAAAUCUGGCUGGCGGCCCACUGGGACAAGAAGCUGACCAAGGCUCAUGUGUUUGAGUGUAACCUGGAGAGCAGCGUGGAGAGCAUCAUCUCACCAAAGGUGAAAAUGGCUUUACGAACAUCGGGACACCUACUGCUGGGGGUGGUGAGGAUCUAUCACAGGAAGGCUAAGUACCUGCUGGCUGACUGUAACGAAGCCUUCAUCAAGAUUAAGAUGGCGUUCCGUCCAGGAGUGGUAGAUCUCCCAGAAGAGAACAGGGAAGCUGCCUACAACGCCAUCACGCUACCCGAGGAGUUUCACGAUUUUGACCAACCGCUACCUGACCUAGAUGACAUCGACGUGGCUCACCAGUUCAACUUGAAUCAGAGCCGAGUGGAAGAAAUCACCAUGAGAGAGGAAGUGGGCAACCUCCCCCUGCUGCCAGACACCGAUUUCGCUAAUUUUGGCAUGGAUGACCGUGAGAUGAUGCGAGAGGAGAGUGCGUUUGAGGUGGACAUCAUGAGUUCUUCAGCUUCCAACCUCCUGUUGGAGGCUGAGGGCGGAGCUAAUCAAAUGGCGGACAAGUCCAACCACCUGGAGUAUGAUGAGCAGUACAAGGACGACUUUGGUGAUAAUCCUAUGGAGAGCCAUGGAGGGGGCAUGCUUGUUGCCAAGCUGUUAGGUAAUGAGGAUGGAGGUGGCAUAUUUGACGACCCCCCCACCAUCACAGACAGCAUGAUGAUGCCUCAGGACCACGGGGAGGAUGAGGAUGACUUCGAUGCUCUGUCAGCGGGAGCCCCAGACAGUCCGGACUCCGGCCCGACAGAACCGGCCCCGGCCAUGACGGACCAGCAGGAGCAAACUGCUCUGGCUCACAAUGAGGAAGAGACUUUCGCGCUGGAGCCCAUCGACAUCACAGUGAAGGAGACCAAGGCGAAGCGUAAAAGGAAGCUGAUCGUAGACAGCGUGAAGGAGCUGGACAGUAAAACUAUCCGGGCACAGCUUUCCGACUACUCCGACAUCGUCACAACCUUAGAUCUGGCCCCGCCCACUAAAAAACUGAUGAUGUGGAAGGAGACUGGAGGAGUUGAGAAGCUCUUCUCCCUCCCUGCUCAGUCUCUCUGGAACGCCAGGCUGCUGAAGAUGUUCACGAGAUGCCUGACGCCGCUCGUCCCAGAUGAGCUGAGGAAGAGGAGGAAAGGUGGGGAGGCAGACAGUCUAGAUGAGUUCCUGAAGGACCUGGAGAACCCAGACGUGCCGAGAGAGGAAGCAGGAGCUCUUCAGCAAAGAGAUAUCAUCGAUCAGACCAUCAUGGAGGAAGCUAACGCGCUGCAGAACUCAGCCGUGGAGGGGAGCAGGACAACGCUGGACGAAGUCGCCAUGCCUCCACCGUCCUCCCAGAGAGGCCAGAAGCGCAAAUCCCAGGACUCAGAUACAGUCCUACCUGCAGGAAACCUGGACGAGCAGCAGCAACAGAUGCAGCAAGAGGGAUCAAAUGCAGCUCCUACCCAACAACUCGAAGCCACCACAGUAGAUUUGCCCCCUGAAGAGACCGCCGCCAGCAUCAGCCAGCUAAUAGAGCUGGACUUACUAGCUGAUAAGGACAAGAAGAAGAACGACGAUGACUCGGAUGAAGAGGAGGAGGAGACACAGGGAGGAGAGCAGGACCAGGAGGAGAGGAGGUGGAACAAAAGAACUCAGCAGAUGCUUCAUGGCCUACAGAGGGUGAUGGCCAAAACUGGUGCUCAGUCAGUCAGCCUGUUGGACCUGUGUAGGAACAACAAUAGAAAGCAGGCGGCUGCCAAGUUCUACAGCUUCCUGGUUCUGAAGAAGCAGAAAGCAGUGGAGCUGGUCCAAGAGGAGCCAUACAGUGACAUUGUUGCUACACCAGGACCUCGUUUCAACAUAAUCUAAGCUUCCAGCACAGCAGUUUGAAAGGAGAAAAAACAACUUUGCUCUGAGGGGCCUUAUAUAGCAGCAGUGUUAUUAUUUAACUGUAAUCUAUGAUUGUUUGAUUUUUAUUUUAUUUCUGUUACACAAGUAUUUGUUCUCAAAAUACUACAGAAUAGUAACAUAUAAUUCUUAUGGAUUAUGAAGAUAUAAGUUGUCUGGAAUAACUGCAUGCCAUCUUCCUUUUAAUAUUAAGGCUGUGGUUCAUCUCCCUGUCUUUUGCUGAAAAUGAUUUAGCACUGUCUUGCUGUUUUUGAUUUUGUUUUUUUGGUGGUAGUAAUAUACAGUGUUGUUUGUAUGCAGAGUAAGUAUUGCUUAUUUUAUUCAUGGAAGCAAAUUUAUAUUCUAAAAAAAAGCCUUGCUAA
Messenger RNA from Cyprinodon tularosa, 2391 nucleotides. Its product is annotated as double-strand-break repair protein rad21 homolog A-like. Gene Ontology annotation, biological process: synaptonemal complex assembly; mitotic sister chromatid cohesion; replication-born double-strand break repair via sister chromatid exchange. The transcript is spliced from 13 exons. Gene Ontology annotation, molecular function: chromatin binding; protein binding. The coding region runs from base 53 to 1990 and encodes 645 amino acids. The record is from RefSeq and is a predicted model, not a curated record. Lineage: Eukaryota; Metazoa; Chordata; Actinopteri; Cyprinodontiformes; Cyprinodontidae. Gene Ontology annotation, cellular component: cohesin complex; synaptonemal complex.